This is a messenger RNA of Emiliania huxleyi CCMP1516, 564 nucleotides long. RefSeq lists its product as hypothetical. Gene Ontology annotation, molecular function: protein binding. The transcript has 2 exons. The record is from RefSeq and is a predicted model, not a curated record. NCBI's taxonomy places the organism in Eukaryota, Haptophyta, Isochrysidales, Noelaerhabdaceae. Bases 1 to 564 code for a protein of 187 amino acids.
AUGUCGCGUUUGUGCUCGUUCUGCCUACUUGUCGCCUGGCUGGCUGCUUGCCUGGCGGAUGAAGGUGCCGAGGCUGCAGCGGAGGGCGAGCUGUGGACCGAGCACUACGACAAGGAGUCGGGGAAAAUGUUCUAUUAUCACGCCGAGUCGCAAAAGACCGCGUGGGAGGCGCCGGCCGGCGCUAGGGUCCAGCGCGCCGCGAGUGCGUCCGCUGGGUCGGCGGCCGGCGGCUUGAGGGCAACUGACGGGUCGACGAUGAUGCUGACUGUCCUCGCUCUGGGAGUGCCGGUGCUGAUCUUAUUUGGGGGUCUUCUCGUCAUCUACUACCAGGCGAGCCGGGAGGGGCUGCACGAGAUGCUCAAGAACCUCAAGCAGAAGCGAGAUCGAUCGACGAAGCGCAAGGGCGAGCGCCCUCUGCCUGCCGUGCCCCGCAGGACGCAUACGUAUCGGCGCUCACCCCGCGCCGGCUCGCAUUGCGUGGCAGGCUCGAAGGCGGGGUCAAAGUACAAGACCAAGUUCAAGCUCUCGCAGGACGGCAAGGGCGGCCGCUCGGCCAACUCAUAA